CCCUACCCCGGGCGCGGCCGCUUCACCGCCCGAGUGUGUCCGUGCACCCGCGCGGCCACCGCCAUCGUUCCGCGGGCUCGCGAAAAUAAGUCCACUCCUUAUCCGCCGUCAAAAUCUUCUCCCGCGGACCCCACAAACCCUGCCCGCGCCCGUCAGAUGUUUGCCGGAACGAUCGUCGACUUCUUUUUUUAUUUUAUUAAAAUCGAAAGUUAUUUUAUGUUUUACUCCAGAGAAUGUGCGGACGAGGAGCAGCGAUCGUAGCGGAGUGGCACGGGGUGGGCCCGGUGACACGGUGACGGGGGCUGACGGGGCGACGGGGGCACCCCCAGGGACAGCGGCUUGUGGUAGUGACGUUCGGGAGCGGUUUCCCGUUGCGUCUCCACAGUGCACCACCUUGAGCAACACGAUGUUUGCGACCCAACAAAGAAGGAAACCUACCUUUUCAAUCUUACGUUUUCGCCAAACGUCAAAUAUUUGGCAACCGAAAAUUUAAACAAAUUAUUUGGCGAUGCUGCCGCCACUGCUGCUGCAUUGGCAUCGCUGAACAAGCACAAUUAAAUAAACAUUCAACACAGUCAAUAAUACUGACCGUCAAAAGAAAAAGUGUAUAAUCAAUCUAAAUUAACAUUUUAUUAGUUGAUUUGAUAUCUUGCUUCUCUCCCCCUCAAAUAUAACAUCUUGAAAGUCCCGCUCUUUAACGUUCGCGUGAAUUGUGGUUUUUCUAAUAAUUUUUCUAUCACGUUAUCAAAGUGUUUGUAGAUUCCUUUUGUGACUCAUCUACAAUCGCUAUUCGAAAAUGUUGAAGACAUUUAACCGUUAAUAAAGAUGUCUAAAAUUUAAUAAUUGCAAUAAUUUAAAUGGCAUUUGUAUACAAAUGCAUAUACAACAUGUAAUUGUUUUAAACAGCACGUACUUUUGAUUAAAUUGAAAUUUUAUUUGAAAUAUCUUGGCGUAAUUUUUUUUCUUCCAGAUGCAACUUUCUCAAUUUCCUUUAUUUGAUGGAAUCUUAACCCAAUAUUUAAUCAAAUUAGUUAAAUUGCAUUUACGAUGUAUCAGCCUCUUCAAUGGACAUACUCCAUUUAAAUAUAAUAAUCAAUAGCAACCCACAACAGAACACUAGCAGCAGCCACAUUGGUUGCAGCGAAUCCAGCAACAUCACUGACAACAGCAGCAGCAUUGUCAACAUUGACAAUUGCAUCUUCGGCAGUAUCGCUGCAGCAUCAGCGGCGGUGAAUGCAACAGAAGUGGCAGCAGCAGCACCAUCCGCCGCCAAUGCAACAGCAGAACUGUAACGGCAGCGAUAUCAGCAAUUGCAGCAGCAUUCGUCGUCAUCAUCGUCAGCAUCAACAAGUCGGACCGGCAUCGCAAACGGCAACAGUACUUUUAGCCACAAAAAAAUAUCAGUUACCGUCGACGGCAUUGACCCCAUUAACAAGCAGCAGCCUAAUGUCCAAUCGUUAACGGCAAUAGAAGCGGUGACGUCAAGGGAAACGUUCGCUGCGACGUCAGCCGUACCUCCGUUGUCCUCGAUGGUACGAGGGAGAGGAGCGACAACGAUGUCGGGGGAGGGGGUGCGGGGGAUGAGCGUGGAGAUGCUCGCGUCCAUGCUGGAGAGGGCGGUUCUUGGUGGCAAGGCGGACCCAAGCGGCCGCAGUUGUGGCGGCGGGGGCAUCGGCGCUUGCGAAUGCGGCGACGUUGGCGGCGCCGGCAUCGCUGACGACAACAGUAGCGGAGUUGACUUUUUUGGUGUGGGUGGCGGCGAUGAACCCAUUGCUGCCUACGGCGUUUUCGGCGGUGCCGGUGGUGGCGGCGGCGGCGGCGGCGACGAUCCUGCUGCUGACGGCAUUGAAAGUCCCGCUGACGUUGCCGAUGGUCAUGCCGAACACGUUGCCAAUCACGAAAAUAGCGUCGCUGGAAAUUGCGGCGGUGGCCCUGUCGUGCCAACCCUUCUCGUAAUCGACGGGCGAACGUUCGCCGAGUUCAACAGCUGCCACGUGCGGUCGGCGCUCAACGUGUGCUGCUCCAAGCUGGUGCAGCGGCGGCUGCAGCAGGACAAGGUGUCCGUGUUGGAGCUCGUGCAGCACGCGGCAACAAGCGGGUCUCAGGUGGAGGCCGGUGGGCCCGUCGUGGUGGUGGUGUACGACCAGCGCUCGCCAUCCGCUGCAUCGCUGCCGCCCCACGGCUUCGUGUCCGUGCUGCUGGGGAAGCUCCGUCGGACGUUCUCCGACGUCUACCUCCUCGAUGGUGGAUUUGCUGCAUUUCAGCUGCUGUUCCCGCAGCUGUGCGAGAACGCUAGCCGUGUGGACACUCGCACGCCACCUCUUGCGCUGCCCGUGUCCAGCCCUUCCCUGCAUCUUCGCGACACUGGUCCUACCUGCAUCUUGCCCUACCUCUACCUAGGCUCUCAGCGUGACGUCCUUAACAAGGAGGUGAUGCUGCAGAGCGGCAUCACGCACGUGCUGAACGCGAGCGUUGGCUGCCCGCGACCGGACUUCAUCCCCGAGGGGAACUUUCUGCGCGUGCCGGUGCACGACAGCUACUGCGAGAAGAUCCUGCCCUGGCUCGAUUGCACGGCAAACUUCAUCGAGGGCGUGCGUGCGCGCGGGAGCCGCGUGCUGGUCCACUGCCUCGCCGGGAUAUCGCGCUCGGCCACCGUUGCGAUCGCGUACGUCAUGCGCUGCAAGCGCCUCUCAUCGGACGACGCCUACAGGUUUGUAAAGGAGAAGCGCCCAUCGAUUUCUCCCAACUUCAACUUCCUGGGGCAGCUGCUGGAGUACGAGCGUGAGCUGGGCACAAACCUCCACGGCCAGCAGCAGCAGCAACAGCACCAGCAGCAGCAAGUACAUCAACAGCAGCAACAGCAACAUUCCUCACACACAUUGCACGGAACACAAUUUCAGCAUUAUCUACAACUGCACCAGCACCAGCAGCAGCAACAGAAACUCCACGGGCAGCUGCGGCAGCAAACGUCGCUCCAGACGCAGCUGCCGCACAGCGGGCAAAGCCCAUUGCCUUGUCAACAGCAGCAUCAGCAGAAGUCGGACCAAGAACCACGGUCAGCAGCGUCGACUUCGACUUGGCCAGGGCAGCUCGGUCAGCGGCCGGGCACGCCGGGCGCCUCGACGGCGACGGCACGGGGGGGGCGACGCGGACGCUGCAGGCGACGGCGCCGCUCCGUGCUCACGAUGCGAGUGGGGCGGGGAGGGGCAGCCAGCAGCGGCGGGGGCGGCGGCCCUCUGCCUCGACAUCCACUUGCCCGUGACCCCCUCGACAUUUGCGCAGCUGCAGCCGCAGAAGCGAAAGCAGCCGAAGGCGAAGCAUUUCUCGCCGGUCAUGGAGAACCCGGAUUCGCCACUGGAGAGGACAGAGGGCGACGAGCCCGGCGCGACACGCGCGUGAGCGCCCAGCCACUGAUGAGCAUGGGCACGGAAGCGCCGACGGGCGCGUGGGUGAAGAGACAAGCGGGCGCGCACGCGGAUAAGUGGAUGGCAGCGAACGAGCGAACGCGAGACUCCGCGGAGCCCCGGCUGCCGAGCGCCCCGAUCCAGAGGAGCUGCAGCGUGGAGGACUACCUCGCCACGGGGCUGCUGCUGGGUAUCACGUCCGGCGCGCACGGACAGCCGUGCCUCCACCAACAUUUCCUCCAGCACCGCUACUACUACCGCCAGCUCGGCCUGUGGGCCCACGCGCCGUCCGUGCCCUCGCUGACUGGGCCGUGGGAUCCCAAAGUGGAGCUUCGCCGGACGGACAAGGCUUUGGACGGCCGCGGAUCGCGCCGAAGCUGGCACGAGGAGACCCUCCUGGAGAAGCAGCGGCUUGCCCGGCGCAGCUGCCAGAUGGAGUUUGAGGGCUCGGCGUGCCUCUUCCUCGCCGCCGCCUCUUCCUCGUCCUCCUCCUCCUCCUCUACCUCCGCCCCCAGCUCCACCUCGCCGCUUUCCGCGCACGACCCUAUGCCCAAGCGCGCCAGCUUUUCCGGCAGCGCCGAGCUCGUCCAGGUGUCCUGAGGUUGGCGUCGGCUAAACUUUUCGUCCGCCCGUUUUCCCGCCCGUGUUGGUUCCCGAUUGGCCGCGCACCGUCGAUAAAAUCUGCGUUUUAGCGGGAUGCUUGGCCCCGAUCACCCCGCCGGCCUUCAGCUUCUCCCUCCUGCAAAUCCUGCUCGCGAAGUGGCGAGCGGACGGACUUGAAGCGUCCACGCGGGAGCGGCCGUCGAUCAGCCUGAGAACCUCGCAGCGACGGUUGGAGAGGAUCCACACGUUACCUUACUGCAUUGGGGGGCUGACCAUCCUUGAAUUCAUUUGCGUAUCCCGAGAUUUAAUAGCUGUGCCGUGACCGCAACGGUUGCCUUUGCACAAAAAACUCUGCUUGUACGGAUGGAACGUCACGGGAUCGGAGAUUACGUUUUUUCGGAAUUAGCCACUUGCUCUGAGCAUCUAGCGAUCGUUUGCUUUGUCUGUUCUGCACCGUCGUUUUGCGUGCCCCUGUGGGGAUGGGGGGGUGGAAAGGGGGGCGCUCUUCGGCUGUGUGCGGCUGCGUGCGGCUGCGUGUGGCU
Molecule: messenger RNA, 4549 nt
Organism: Petromyzon marinus (sea lamprey)
Lineage: Eukaryota; Metazoa; Chordata; Hyperoartia; Petromyzontiformes; Petromyzontidae
Source: RefSeq, a predicted model, not a curated record